GCAAGGGCUGCGAGCUGUACUACAUACUGCCGUACGGAAGGCCGUCUGGCUUGCAAUCGGCUCGUGCUGUUGUUCUUUACCGUGCUGCCGGGAAUGCGANGUGUCGGACUUGUAAUUCCUCCGCUCCGUCGUAGCAGCAGUGCUGUCAUCUUUUUUGUAGCGCUGACAUGCCAUGGAACACGUGCUGUUGUCCCCGAUUUUCGAGUUCAGAACAACACACAGCAACGAAUAGACACCUUAUUUUUAUUCCGACACGUGUGUAUCUAUUUUUGCUGCUCCGCCGUACACGCCCGUCUCCCGUUCGUCGCUGCUGCUGCGGCGACAGGUGUGCGCGGCCCUGAAGGUUUUAGCAUCGGGAAAUACCUUCCAGGACGUCGCCACCUUCUCUGGGAUGAGCGUCGCGACCGCCGAGAAAUCAUUCCACCACUUCUGCGAGAAGUUUUCGGCGGCGCUCUGGGACACGUGGGUUAAACUCCCGGUUGGAGACGAGCUGAAGGAGGUGGAGCGGGUCUUUCGGAAGAGCGGCUAUCCGGGGGCGAUAGGUUCGACGGACUGCACUCACUUCAGGUGGCCAGGCGGACCCUCUUCGGAGGCUCGCAUGAACACCGGCAAGGAGGGCUACCCGACUGUGGUCGUGGAGGCGACAUGCGACCACACCGGCCGCAUCAUCGCAGCGACCAAGUCAUAUCCAGGAUCGGAGAAAGACAAGACCAUCAUCCAACGCGACAAGUCCAUCUGGCGAAUCCGAGCCGAGGAGCCGUGGAGCAGUCUCAAGUACAAGUUGUACAACGCGGACGGCUCGGAGACGGAGUACAAGGGUGCCUGGCUAGUCGUGGACGGGGGCUAUCAGAAGAUCCCGCUGCUUAUACCACCCAUCAAGCAUCAUGCCACGGUCGAGGAACAUGAUUGGAGCAGACGGUUGGAGAGCAUGCGCAAGGGCAUCGAGUGCUGCUAUGGAAGAGUGAAGGGACGCUUCCGCCUGUUCAAGGCAGGCAUUCUCUGUUAG
Ectocarpus sp. CCAP 1310/34 is the source of this 1006-nucleotide messenger RNA. NCBI's taxonomy places the organism in Eukaryota, Phaeophyceae, Ectocarpales, Ectocarpaceae. The record is from the annotation of a GenBank genome assembly.